CGGUCGCCGGCGGCCGGUGCGCAGGCAGACGCAUGGAUCCCGACGGCCGGUGGCGGAACCUGCCCAGCGGGCCCAGCCUGAAGCACUUGACUGACCCCUCUUACGGGGUCCCGCGGGAGCAGCAACACCCGGCGCUGCAGGAGCUGACGCGGGCGCACGUCGAGUCUUUCAACCACGCUGUGCGCGAGGGGCUCGGCCACGCGGUGCAGGCUAUACCUCCCUUUGAAUUUGCUUUCAAAGAUGAGCGCAUCUCUCUUACUAUUGUGGAUGCUGUCAUCAGUCCACCCACCGUUCCAAAGGGGAGCAUCUGCAAAGAGCUCAACGUUUAUCCAGCGGAAUGCCGGGGCCGAAGGAGUACCUACCGGGGAAAGUUGACAGCAGAUAUCAGCUGGUCAGUGAGUGGAAUCCCAAAAGGAGUCAUUAAACAGUGUCUUGGCUAUGUUCCCAUCAUGGUGAAGUCCAGGCUUUGCAACUUGCACAGCCUUCCUCCAAGAGCCCUCAUUGGGCACCACGAGGAGGCAGAGGAAAUGGGAGGCUAUUUUAUAAUCAAUGGCAUUGAGAAAGUUAUCCGAAUGUUGAUUAUGCCUCGAAGAAAUUUCCCCAUUGCAAUGAUAAGACCAAAAUGGAAAAACAGAGGGCCUGGCUAUACUCAGUAUGGAGUUUCAAUGCACUGUGUGAGGGAAGAACAUUCUGCUGUCAAUAUGAACCUUCACUACUUAGAAAAUGGCACAGUUAUGUUGAACUUUAUUUACCGGAAAGAACUGUUUUUUCUUCCUUUGGGAUUUGCACUUAAGGCACUUGUCAGCUUUUCCGAUUAUCAGAUUUUUCAGGAGCUCAUCAAAGGAAAAGAGGAUGACUCUUUCUUCAGGAACUCUGUUUCUCAGAUGUUAAGGAUUGUAAUGGAAGAGGGUUGUUCCACACAAAAACAGGUCCUUAACUAUCUAGGUGAACGCUUCAGGGUAAAACUCAACCUUCCUGACUGGUAUCCAGAUGCGCAGGCUGCAGAGUUUCUGUUUAACCAGUGCAUCUGUAUCCACUUGAAAUCCAAUACUGAAAAGUUUUAUGUACUUUGUCUCAUGACUCGGAAGCUCUUCGCUUUAGCCAAAGGAGAGUGCAUGGAGGAGAAUCCCGAUAGUUUAGUGAAUCAAGAAGUCCUUACACCUGGUCAGCUCUUCCUCAUGUUUCUGAAGGAAAAAAUGGAAGCUUGGUUAGUGUCUAUUAAAAUAGCUAUAGACAAGAAGUCUCAGAAGACCAAUGUGUCCAUAAACACUGAAAAUUUGAUGAAGAUUUUUAAUCUGGGAACAGACCUUACAAAACCAUUUGAAUAUCUUCUUGCUACUGGGAAUCUGCGUUCUAAAACAGGUCUUGGCUUCCUGCAAGAUUCUGGACUUUGUGUUGUGGCUGAUAAGCUGAACUUCAUACGCUAUCUCUCCCAUUUCCGCUGUGUGCACAGAGGGGCAGAUUUUGCCAAGAUGAGGACCACCACAGUACGCAGGUUGCUGCCGGAGUCCUGGGGUUUCCUUUGUCCCGUGCACACCCCAGACGGGGAGCCCUGCGGUCUGAUGAACCACUUAACUGCCAUAUGUGAGGUUGUCACGCAGUUUGUGUAUACAGCAUCUAUUCCAGCUUUGCUCUGCAACUUGGGGGUCACUCCAGUUGACGGAGCGCCACACCGACCCUACAGUGAGUGCUACCCUGUCCUGCUGGAUGGCGUCAUGGUGGGCUGGGUGGACAAGGAGCUCGCUCCUAGCGUUGCAGAUUCUCUCCGACAUUUUAAGGUGUUGAGAGAAAAAAGAAUUCCUCCCUGGAUGGAGGUGGCCCUUAUCCCCAUGACAGGAAAACCAAGUCUGUACCCAGGAUUGUUCCUUUUUACCACCCCUUGUAGACUGGUACGGCCUGUGCAGAACUUGGAAUUGGGCAGAGAAGAGCUAAUUGGAACCAUGGAACAGAUCUUCAUGAACAUUGCUAUCUUUGAGGAUGAGGUUUUUGCUGGAGUUACCACCCACCAGGAGCUCUUCCCUCACAGCCUGCUGAGUGUGAUCGCCAACUUCAUCCCUUUCUCCGAUCACAACCAGAGUCCACGGAACAUGUACCAGUGCCAGAUGGGUAAGCAAACUAUGGGCUUUCCACUUCUCACAUAUCAAGACCGGUCAGAUAAUAAACUGUAUCGUCUUCAGACUCCACAAAGCCCUUUAGUGAGACCAUACAUGUAUGAUUAUUAUGACAUGGAUAACUAUCCAAUUGGGACAAAUGCCAUUGUUGCUGUUAUUUCUUACACUGGCUAUGAUAUGGAAGAUGCCAUGAUUGUAAAUAAGGCCUCUUGGGAACGAGGCUUUGCCCAUGGAAGUGUCUACAAGUCUGAAUUCAUAGAUCUCUCUGAAAAAAUUAAACAAGGAGAUGACAGUCUGGUAUUUGGAGUCAAACCUGGUGACCCACGGAUUGUGCAGAAGUUAGAUGAUGACGGCUUGCCAUUUAUUGGAGCACAACUGCAGUAUGGAGAUCCGUAUUACAGCUACCUGAACCUCAACACCGGGGAGAGCUUUGUGAUGUACUACAAGAGUAAAGAAAAUUGUGUUGUGGAUAACAUCAAAGUAUGCAGUAAUGACACUGGAAGUGGGAAAUUCAAGUGUGUUUGUAUCACGAUGCGAGUGCCUCGGAACCCCACCAUCGGAGAUAAAUUUGCCAGUCGUCAUGGGCAGAAGGGCAUCUUGAGCAGAUUGUGGCCAGUUGAGGACAUGCCCUUUACUGAGAGUGGGAUGGUCCCAGACAUUCUCUUCAAUCCUCACGGUUUUCCAUCCCGCAUGACCAUCGGUAUGUUAAUUGAGAGUAUGGCAGGGAAGUCUGCAGCUUUGCAUGGUCUCUGCCACGAUGCUACACCCUUCAUCUUUUCAGAGGAGAACUCGGCCUUAGAAUACUUUGGUGAGAUGUUAAAGGCUGCUGGCUACAACUUCUAUGGCACCGAGAGGUUAUAUAGUGGCAUCAGUGGGGUAGAACUGGAAGCAGACAUUUUCAUAGGCGUGGUUUAUUAUCAACGCUUACGCCACAUGGUCUCAGACAAAUUCCAAGUUAGAACAACAGGAGCCAGAGACAAAGUGACUAACCAGCCUAUUGGGGGAAGAAAUGUCCAGGGUGGAAUCCGUUUUGGGGAAAUGGAACGGGAUGCUCUUUUAGCUCAUGGUACAUCUUUUCUCCUUCAUGACCGCCUCUUCAACUGUUCUGAUCGAUCGGUAGCCCACGUGUGUGUAAAGUGUGGUAGUUUACUGUCUCCACUGUUGGAGAAGCCACCCCCUUCUUGGUCUGCCAUGCGCAACAGAAAAUACAACUGUACGCUGUGUAAUCGCAGUGACACUAUUGACACUGUUUCUGUGCCUUAUGUUUUCCGGUAUUUUGUAGCUGAACUGGCAGCUAUGAACAUCAAAGUGAAACUGGAUGUCAUUUAACUUGAUGCUGGCCUCUUGCGUUAGGAGAAUGAUCAGAUUAAAACAAAAUGUAAACUUUAGUUCAGUGAAGAUACUAGGUUACUCUGGAUCUUCUUCAAGGGUGUGAGAGCUCUCAACCAAGACCUGACCACUAAGAUUUCAAGGUUUUGGAGUCUCUCUGGUAUAAUAACUACUGAAGUUGAUUUUCAAUAUAUUUGUUCAAAAAUUCCACAAGUAUCUUCUUUGAAAAUGAUACACUGAUAAAUAGAAGGAUAUGCAGGGAAAAGUCUUUCCAACCCAAGCUUCUUUGUAUCCUGCUUUCAACAGGCAGUGACUGUCAAACAUUUAUUUGUCCAUCUAGAGCAGAGCAGUCCAAUAUAAUGCAAGCCAUAUAUGUAAUUUUAUAUUUUCCUAUAUCCACAUUAAAGUAAAAACAAAAGAUAGAACUAUUUCUUAACAGCUUUAUUGAAUUGUAAUUGUUAUACAAAGAACUGCACAUAUUUAAUGUAUACAGUUUGAUGGAUGUGAACAUAUGCAUACGCCUGUGACAUGACUGCUACUGUCGAGGUAAUAAAUGUCACCUCCACAAGUUUCCUUGUGCC
Messenger RNA from Diceros bicornis minor, 4021 nucleotides. RefSeq names its product RNA polymerase I subunit B (gene POLR1B). The transcript is spliced from 15 exons. NCBI's taxonomy places the organism in Eukaryota, Metazoa, Chordata, Mammalia, Perissodactyla, Rhinocerotidae. Bases 33 to 3440 code for a protein of 1135 amino acids. Gene Ontology annotation, biological process: DNA-templated transcription. The record is from RefSeq and is a predicted model, not a curated record. Gene Ontology annotation, molecular function: DNA-directed RNA polymerase activity; ribonucleoside binding; DNA binding. Gene Ontology annotation, cellular component: RNA polymerase I complex; nucleus.